CUGCUGCCCAACCUGCAGCAUCAACGCCCGCAUCCUCAUCUACGACUUCGGCCUCUGCAGCCGCUAGCCGAAAGAGAUCCAGUACCAGUCGACACCCACUCGACUCCCCUACCCAUAGCAUGAGUCACCCUUACCAACAACACCACUCUGCCAUCCCUGCGCUCUCAAAUAUCGACCCUGCACUAGAAGGCGUCGUCAAGCAUUUCGUACGCUCGGAGAAGUAUGCUCGCAAGAUAAAAUACAUCGUUCGAGCGACCUCAGUUCCAGGGCGGCAAAACUACAAAUUCGCCCCGGCUACAUCGUUGACGCAGCAGGAGACGAAAAUAUGGCGACAAAAUCUGAUGCAGGAUGAAGUCGCCUCCAACAACCCGUUCUGGACAGCUCGUUGGAUGAGGGUCUUUGGGAUCAGUCCGAAAUUGGAUGACAGCUUGCUCAAAGUGCCAUGGGUCAAGUGCGAAAGACCUGGUUCAAAUGAAGGCGAUCCCAAAUCUGCUACACCCUUGCAUCGAAAGGAAACGUAUUUGGAUCUACGGGAUGAACAGAAUAGGAAUUGGGCGAUGGACAGUUUUGCUACAGGAAUUGACCACGCUCAGAAAGGCCAGCUGGAUAAUGCGAUCAAGGCGUACAGCCAGGCAAUUCAGAUCGAUUCAAAGUGCUUAGAGGCCUAUAUCGCUAGAGGAUGCACAUUUGCUAAUAUGAGGAAGUGGAGGAAUGCUGUCAUGGACUUUCGUGCUGCAUUGGCGCUGGACCCGUCAAAUAUCUCGGCACGCCAGUAUCUGGAAACGACCAUGGCGCAGGAAGAAGAUCAUCGUCUCAAUCCAAUCAUGGAACCCAGGAUGUCGAAUGAUGUGUCCGCACUCACGAAUCCGACAUCAAUUAAUGGCAACGCUAAUUUGGACAACAUUAACGAGAUCGUUCUUGAUACGGAGGGCAUUGAGAACGUGGAAGGCGCCAAUAAAGGAAACACUGAGCGGAAAAAGAAGAAGAAAAAGAACAAGAACAAACGUCGAAAUCGACCCAGAGAUGACUUGGAUCAUUACGAUGGUAGUGAGCGCGCUCGAGACAUUGUACGGGACCGAAAUAGGGCACGAGAUCGGAGUCGAGGCAGGAGCAGGGACAGAAGUCGAGAUAGAAGCAGGGAUAGGAGCAGGGAUAGGAGCAGGGACAGAAGUCGCGAUAGGAGCAGAGACAGGAGUCGAGACAAGAGUAGGGACAGAAGCAGAGACCGAGCGCGUGACCGAGAUAACGACCGGUACUCUAGGAGGACGUCCCGUCGAGGCGGAUCACGAUCACGGUCUCCUCUUUCGCGAUCGAGGUCGAGGUCGCCGACACGUUCACGGCGACGAUCUAGAUCCAAAAGCCCAGCAACACGUCGCUCUAGACAACGAACACCAUCCCGACAGGGUAACAGUAGGAAGAGAUCCAAAUCUCCGCUUCGUUCUCGCUCACGUUCUCGCUCUCGCAGUCAUUCGCCAGCAAAGAGACAGGCCCGAGGAGAAACUCCGCAUCAGUCGGAAAAGCGCUCGCUUGAUGUCGAGAACCCCAAGAGUAAGAAGGACAGCAAGGACCAAGAGAAUAGCAAGGACCACGAGAAUAGCAAGGACAUCAAGGAUGCUAAUGGGGAUGUGGAGAUGGCAAUCGAACGCAAGAAGGAUGACGCUAUCUCUGGAAGGAUAGACGGAGACCAUUCCAGGAGUGAACGUCAUUCGAAAGAGGAACACCACGAGGCAACGAAACUAUCGAAGGAGCAUUCGGCUGAAGAGGGGAAAAAGAUCGACAAGCCUGCAGUUGAUGCAGCAGCGGACACCAGUGCGAAAGACAAAGCCAAGGAUGAUGAUAAGUUGCGCUCGCCAGUCGAAAAUUCCAGGCUAUCCAGGGAUCGGGAUACAUAUUAUGGCCGGGGUCGACGCAGGGACCGUUCGGCAAGUCCAUCGAAGAACAAGGCAGAUGACUCGACCAGCCAUCAGAGCCCUUCAAGAAGCCAAAGCCGUAUCAGAGACACCCAUGGCAGGAAGCUCAGUCGAUCGAGCAGUCAGCGCCCGCAUGAUAACAACACCAGGGCCCGUAGCCGUUCGAAUGAUCGUGACAGAAGUGGGAACGCUCGCCGAGAACGCAGCCAGUCGCAUAGCAGGACUAGAAGCGACCAUCGCGCUGGACGGAGUCGAUCUGAUAGUCGCACCCGGUCUGGUCAACAGAAGGACGGAAAGGAUCAUGCCAGCUCAGGUGCACACGGACGAUCCAACAAUCGAAGCCAGGCGAAUGCAGACAGGGAUCGGGAUCGCAGUCCUUCCAACAGUCGCAUUGGACGAGGCGGAAACAGAGCACGAUCACGGAGCAGAUCACCGUCCAAGCGGAACCGCGACAAGAAUGACAGCAGUAAUAAUGCUCGGGGCGGUGGGUCUGACUCUAAAGGCCAACAGGGACGAAAGAGAACGACUUCAAAAUCACCUGCUCGAGCUAGCGGCGGCGGCGGCGGC
This is a messenger RNA of Gamsiella multidivaricata, 2477 nucleotides long. RefSeq lists its product as uncharacterized. The transcript is spliced from 6 exons. Gene Ontology annotation, molecular function: protein binding. NCBI's taxonomy places the organism in Eukaryota, Fungi, Mortierellomycota, Mortierellomycetes, Mortierellales, Mortierellaceae. The record is from RefSeq and is a predicted model, not a curated record. The annotation marks the transcript as partial.